Molecule: messenger RNA, 1261 nt
Organism: Anneissia japonica
Lineage: Eukaryota; Metazoa; Echinodermata; Crinoidea; Comatulida; Comatulidae
Exons: 2
Coding region: 122-967 (281 amino acids)
Source: RefSeq, a predicted model, not a curated record
CCUGCCUGAGCGAGGUAAGGUAGUACGGUCCUGUUUUUCAAAUUCUUUGAAACAAAAUUAAUGUUUGACCAGCUGACCAACCGAGUUUCAGGAGCGCAUUUAGACACAGUGUCGUUUGAAAAUGGCAACGACUGAGCAUGUAGAUGCUGGCCAUGGCGACGAUGUGAAAAGUGCAGCCAGGAAGACUCUAAAAAAAUCAUCCGAUCAGAUUAAGAAUGACUCCUUCAAUUAUGCUUGGGAUAAGUUUUACGGCAAAAAAAACUAUAAACCAUCAUGGAUACAAAGAUCUCCAAAGGACAGACUACCAACAAUUACAGCCAAUUCGGAUGAAACUGGUAAGAAAACAGUCGUGCUGAAAGGGGACGUUGAGUUAGCGCACGAGUACCAGGUAAAACUGGUUGAAGGUAUACCGAUUCAUCAUCGAACUAAAGAUGAACUAAAGCCGCUGGAAAUUUCCGGGAAAGUAGUUCCCAAUGAAAAACAGUUAAAGAAGUGGCGUGACGUUAUAAAAUUAAACGGCAUAGAUUCUGAAGGCAGACCAUUUUUUAAUAAGGUAGUCAAAGAUACAGAUGUCCCUAGAUGGAUGAACGAAAAUGACUAUGGGGCAACGAUUGUACGAAAGUUUGUUCAUAAAUCGGAUGGAAAACAGAAAAAAACUGACAGCAAGCCUAUUAGAGGCAAACCCAAUUUGGCCCACUAUGAUAUGGUCACGAAAUAUGAAAAUCGCAUGAAGCACGCUGACCUAAAGUCUAUAGGUUGUACAACUUUACCAGACAAACGUACGUUGAACAGACUUGCAGAACAAUUUGAUAUUCCGCCUGAUGUCGGGACGAGGGAUUAUGGAUCGUCUGUAAGAACAGUUAAUGAGCAGACCGAGACUGAAGGCAGAAAGAAUUUCCACGCAGUUGUCAAACAAGUAAAUGUUCCGAAAUUUCUAGAUGAAACUUACAGGCCACGUUACUUUUAGGCCUUAUCUGAUAACAUGAAUUGGUCAUACCUUCGAAAUAAAUAUCGAUUGGAAGAAUAGGCUACGAAAGGGUUUGUCCAUUUAUCAAAUUUUGUGACAAAUGACUAUGAUAUGCUCAUAUUUAGCUGUAUUAUGACAUGAUCAUGCCCAUAAAUGGACAAAUCACACAAAUUUGUCAUAAAAUGCGAUAGUAACAUAAAGUCAUAUAAGAAGCAACCUGCUUUUAAUGCAAACUUCCGAUAAACCUAUGUUAAAUAUUCAGUAUUUUUCCUUUAAUGUUGUACAAUUGUUACA